This is a messenger RNA of Myripristis murdjan (pinecone soldierfish), 1498 nucleotides long. RefSeq names its product paired-like homeodomain 1 (gene pitx1). Gene Ontology annotation, molecular function: DNA-binding transcription factor activity, RNA polymerase II-specific; RNA polymerase II cis-regulatory region sequence-specific DNA binding. NCBI's taxonomy places the organism in Eukaryota, Metazoa, Chordata, Actinopteri, Holocentriformes, Holocentridae. Gene Ontology annotation, biological process: anatomical structure morphogenesis; regulation of transcription by RNA polymerase II. Gene Ontology annotation, cellular component: nucleus. The coding region runs from base 129 to 1076 and encodes 315 amino acids. The transcript is spliced from 5 exons. The record is from RefSeq and is a predicted model, not a curated record.
UCAUUAACUUGGACGCAGCGUACGCAGCCGCCGCUAAAGUGGAUUUACUGAACACCUGCAUGGGGACACUCUGAGGUUUUUAUUCCUUUUCUCCGUCUGCCUCUGCUGGGAAACAACUGGCAACUGGAAUGGAACUGAAUCUGUCGAAGAAUGUAAUUUCUUGCGGGGACACAGGUGGGAUGAAUUUGGCCAGAAUCGCAGAGGCAGUGAGAGCACCGCCGCCCCGCGACGUGGCCUCCACGUUUCAUUUACCAAGAACUUCAAACAGCAGUCGAGACACUUUAGAGAACUCAAGCAGCGAGUCGUCAGACACAGAAUUGGCAGAAAAGGAGAGGAACGUUGAACACAGAAGCGAUGACGGGAACGCGGACGAUCCCAAGAAGAAGAAGCAGCGGCGGCAGAGGACUCACUUCACCAGCCAGCAGCUGCAGGAACUGGAAGCCACUUUCCAGCGGAACCGCUACCCGGACAUGAGCACCAGGGAGGAGAUUGCCGUGUGGACCAACCUCACCGAGGCCAGAGUCAGGGUGUGGUUCAAAAACCGCAGAGCCAAGUGGAGGAAGCGGGAGCGGAACCAGCAGAUGGACCUGUGCAAGAACAGCUACCUGCCGCAGUUCAGCGGCCUCAUGCAGCCCUAUGACGACAUGUACCCGGCCUACACCUACAACAACUGGACCAACAAGGGCCUCACCCCGGCGCCGCUAUCCACCAAGAACUUCACCUUCUUCAAUUCCAUGAGCCCCCUCACCUCGCAGUCCAUGUUCUCCGCCCCAAACUCCAUCUCCUCCAUGACCAUGGCCUCCGGGAUGGGCCACUCCGCCGUGCCGGGCAUGCCCACCCCGGGCCUCAACAACAUCAGCAACCUGAAUGGGAUCGGCACCUCCGGCAUCAACUCGGCCAUGUCGUCCUCGGCCUGCCCGUAUGGCCCUCCCGGUUCUCCGUACAGCGUUUACAGGGACACUUGCAACUCCAGCCUGGCGACGCUCAGACUCAAAUCCAAACAGCAUCCGACUUUUGGAUACAGCGGCUUGCAAAGCCCCGGCUCCAGCCUGAACGCCUGUCAAUAUAAUAGUUGACGGGUCAAACAAGCGGAGCCAUAAAUUAAAAUAAAUAGAUAAUUAAAUACAUCUAUAUAUAUAAAUGAUAAGCGGACACGGCGUAAGAGCCCACACCUGCGGAAACAAACAAGACAACUAAACUGGAUUAGUUGCAAACAUUUAUUUUCAGAAAAAAAGGAUUAUGCGGGUUGUACAUGUUUACCAGUGAACUUGCACAGCAAUUGAAAUGUCCAGGUUUUUUGGAUUUUUUUUUUUUAAAUAAUGAAGACGUGUUACAUUGCUGCAUUGUACAUAUAUAUAUAUAUAGUCCUACCAGACAACGGGACAAAUUUUGUGUUUUUUGCUUACUUGCUUGCUUUCUGCGAUUGGGUGCUUCGACACGGAUUUGGAAGAAAAAAAUAACAUAAUUCCGGAUCUGGUUAAAAAAAAAAAAAAAAAAA